CACACACACACACACACACCUGCGUCAUUUCCUACACACACACAGGGUCUGAGAGCAUCAGCUCUCCCUGCCAGUUGCGCGCAGAGAGGGCUCCGUGGAAACCCGACAGACUCUGGAGUUUGUUCUGUGGACAGAAUAAACACAGAGGAGGCCAUGUGUUAUUAUAAUGCACCAUUUUAUGAUUUACAGUAAGUAACAGAGCGUUCCAGGGAUCUUAAUGUCAGUUAUUACACCGGACAAUAUUCGAAUCGCUCGUCCCGGUGGAGGCAGCGGACGGUACAGCUUUUGUUGUCGCGUGGAACAAAAGCAGCAGGAAUCUGAGAACAUUUAUUCUUUGUUCAGUGCAAGAAGAAUGCUAGCACCGACUAAGAGAAUGGUUUCGGGUUCACACAGCUUGUGUGGGACACAUCAGCAGCGUUACGCGCGUAGAUCACCGGUCACCUGUUGAAGUUGCCCCAUGCGCGGUGAGCCGUUUUGCUUUCAAACGAGAGAGUCAACCUCAACAGUGCUUUAACAAAUGCCCGAUUCGUCCUCCGCUCUGUAUGAUGCACUGGUUCCCCGUUAUGUUGUAGGAUGAGCGCUGAUCUGGAGCGCGUUUCGCUCAACACAUCGGUGAACUCGGCCGGCUCGGGCGGCCGUGCGCUCUCUGCGAACGUCCGGCGGCUCCACAACGCUCUCAACCUGCUGCUCAGCGACCUGGAGAGAGAGCAGUUCAUCCACUGUCUCAAUGUGUACCACGCCAAGCGCAACGUCUUCGACCUGGUCCAAACUCUCAAAGUGAUUCUCAACACGCCCGGCAAACGACAGCUGCUGCCCAUGCUGCGCCUGGUCAUCCCGAGGUCCGACCAGUUGCUGUUCGACCAAUACACGUCCGAGGGGCUCUACCUGAAGACAGACCUGCUCCCCAGCAACGGCAGCGCGGAGGGCUUCGGAGACGAGGGCGACUCAACUCUGCAGAAAUAUGUCAGCUCCAUCCAUGAGCAGCCUCUCAGCUCGGGCUGUCCGGACGGUUUCAUCGCCGCCGCGGAGCUGUCCGCGCCCAUGGCCCCGCCGUUCUUUGAGGGUGCUUUUGGAGAAGUGCGCCAAGUUACGCUGACGCGCUCCAGGAGCCACGAGGGGUUAGGAUUCAGCAUCCGCGGGGGGUCGGAGCACGGCGUGGGGAUCUACGUGUCCCUAGUGGAGCCGGACUCGUCGGCCGAGAGGGAAGGACUGAGGGUCGGGGACCAGAUAGUGGCCGUGAACGAGAUGAUGUUUGACAAUGUCACUCACAUAGAGGCAGUGAAGGUGCUGAAGGGAUGCAAGAAGCUGGCCCUGUCAGUGUGUUCUAUGGGUCGGAUCCCUGGAGGCUACAUCACCAACCACGUGUACAGCUGGGUGGACCCUCAGGGCCGGAGUGUCUCCCCACCACCUGACAGCCACGAAGCCAACCAGAGGCAAGGGCACAGCUUGGACGAGAGGACGGUAAACCUGAAUAUGGAUGAUGGACGCUCUCUGGGCCUAAUGAUCAGGGGUGGUGCUGAGUAUGGAUUAGGUAUUUACAUCACUGGAGUGGACCCCGGAUCUGCUGCAGAUGCUGGUGCACUGAAGGUGGGUGACCAGAUCUUGGAAGUGAACGGUCAGAGUUUUGUCACCAUCUCCCAUGAUGAGGCUGUUCACAUCCUCAAAACAGGACGCCACCUGCUGAUGAAGGUGAGGGAUGUGGGCCGUCUGCCUCAUGCUCGAACAGUGGUGGACGAGACCAAAUGGAUCUGCAGUCAGGCCAUAGCUGAGACCAAUGCUACAACUAACCCAAGUUCUGUCACUAACCCCAAUGUCAAUGCCGGCAUCCACGCUAGUGUCAGUGCCAGUAACUGCAGUUCAAGACCAUCCUCAGCCAGAGCUACACCUGUAUUAGGAAAGCCGGCAGCAUAUAGAGGUGUGGGCCCGCCAGGUGCGCAGGUGUCUCUGGAGCAGCAGGCCUACAUGCUGUUGACAGAGCCAGAGAGGCAGACCAUGGCCUACUACCUGCAGGAGUACCAGGAGGGACACAUAGGAGUGGAGCCGCUGGCCAUGGCUCUGUUUGAGCUCUUCAACACACAUGCAAAGUUGUCCAUGUUGUCUGAGGUGAGGAGUCUGGUAGCUCCCCAGGAUCUUGAGUUGUACGACAGACUGGUGUUGCACCGUGAGAGGGAGGCCCACCAAGCCUGGCAUGGAGGCCUGGGAGUGCUGCAUCCACAGGGCCACUGCAACCAUGCAACCCCUGUGAUCCAUGACACAGGACACACCGUCCCUGCUACGACCGAUGGCUCUGUUAGUGCUUGGACAGAAAAAUACCAGGAGGAGAACACUAAUGCCUUACAAAACAUUGCACUGGGUGAAAUGCAGGCUUCAGGUGAAUCUCCUCCACCCUUCAGGGCUGCUCAGAGCAGGCCGUCCAGGGAGAAAGAGCUCAACCGGAAGCCCUCAGCGCGGCUGGUGCAGCCUGGCUCCAGCCUGCUCUUCACUGGCCCCACCCGGCUUCUCCAGGACUGCCUCAACAAGUCACUCAAAUCCCUCCCCACCAUCCACCAGCCCUCACCAGCCUCAGCCCACCACACUUGCACUAGUGCCAGCCACCACACGUCCCUCAAUGCACUCCAUCACACCUGCCAGAGUUCCCUCCAGCUCUCUGACUCUGAACACCACAACCACCCCCAUUUUGCACAUCAUUUCCACCACCACGCUGCUCACCACAGCCGGCCCAGUUCAGGACACCACACCUGCCCAGGCUUCCUGCACCACCGGGACUCGUCCAGCUCGGCUAAGCCAGAAGCGUCUGUCAAGCUCUCUUCCCGAUCCAGCUCAUAUGAGAAGUCCUCCAUCUUGUCAAAGUCUGCGUCCUCCUCCAAAGCAGCAUCUCCAAUGGCAUCCCCUCAUCCAUCACCCCGUCCCUCACCAUGCCCCUCCCCCUGCCCCUCUCUCAUUACACCUGCUGCUCCACCUUGUAGUCCUGACCGGCCCUGCUCACCUGCUCUCGCCCAGAAAGUCAUCAUAACAGACAUGAACCGUCUGUCUGCAGACUCCAGACCACAGCAGAGAGGAGCCACCCUGUCCCAGCUGUCAGACAGUGGCCAGACUCUGAGUGAGGACAGUGGGGUGGAUAUAGCCGAGGCAGGAGGCCUAAGUAAGGACGGCAGCCCUCGACCUAGCAAGAACCAGCAGAGCCAUCUGGAACAGGCAGGGGCCCACGCACCUCCUCCAGGGGCUACCAGACAACAGACUGGCUCACCGGUCCCAGCGCCUACUGCGACCCUGGUACGAGUGGUGAAAAAUGCCAACACUCUUGGCAUCGCUAUAGAGGGGGGAGCCAACACAAGGCAACCUCUGCCACGCAUAGUCACCAUUCAGAAAGGAGGCUCAGCUCAUAACUGCGGCCAGCUGAAGGUGGGUCACAUCAUCCUGGAGGUCAACGGCAUUUCCCUAAGGGGUCGGGAGCACAAGGAUGCCGCCCGGAUCAUCGCUGAGGCCUUCAAGACCAAAGAAAAGGACCACAUUGACUUUCUGGUGGUUGAGCCAGGACUCUAGUACGAGGACUUGCACUUCAUGCAGCCUGUUUUAAGAAGACACUGUCAGACUGCUUUGAGGGAGCUGUGUGAACUUCACAUGACGUUGUCCUAUAAACCCUCAUUUUAAUUUCAGGGAAAGGGUUAGUGGAAAGAUGUGUCGGGUAUUUGUUGAUUGCACUCUACAGAGAUUUGCACAAUUCAAAUUUGUCAUAAAGGACAUUACAUUAAUAUUUGCCAUGAAAGUCACACUGGGUCAAAUGCUAUUUGCAUUUGUGUCAUUAGUUAAUUCUGUUUCAUUAGUUUUCAAACUCGGAAUGUUAUUGUAUGUUUCACCAGGAGGACAGUUAGUAUGGAUAGUGUGUUUGAUACACCAAAUAAUACUAAAAACAGUCAAUCACAUUACAGUCUAUACAGUCUUUUUGAAACACAACCAGACACAACAGAUGUUGGAAACAACAGUGGUCAUGGUUUUGAGCCCAGCCUGUGGCCCUUGCUCUUUCACCAUUUCCUGAACUGUCAAACUAAAGGCAAAACAAGCUCCCAAAAUAGUGUUCAAAACUGUGAACAUACCUAAUAUUGCAAGGCAUCUGGACUCCUGAGAUCACAAAAUCAUGUGAGAAUCCAUCUUGACAGGCUUCAAUCUAUGUGUUUGAUUGCUCUGGUAUCAGUAAGUUGGCCACAGUUUGCCUAAGGAAGUACUAGCAGCUACACUGUUCGAUUAAACAACAAUGGUGGCCAGGGUUGGCCUGAUUUAUUGAAAGAAGAGCAAAGAACGGCACUGAAGAGCAGGUAAGGUGCGCAGCAUAAGUUACCAUGGCGACACAGCCAGGUUAAAAGAGAGCCACCUUCUAGACAUCGAAAACUCUGGCUUUAGGCUCAAAGUACCACACUAACCCAUUAAUCUUGCUUCAUACUACAUCCCUCUGUUAACGUCAUGGGAAAAAAUCGAUUGAGGUGUAAAUAAAAAUAUGACUGUGAUUGUGGAAGUUGAACAGGUCUGAUUACCAGCUAAGCUAGAUGAAUGGCUAAUAAAAGCUCAGCCAGACUAAUAAACAACCCUACAAAAGUGUAGGUAUCUUUUGUCCAGUUACUAAAAGAAUGGGAUUUUAUAAUGUUAGCUUCCCUCCCUUUUUAUUGAGCUUUGGCAAAUACUUAUUAGACAAGAUAACUGGCUUUGGCUCUGCCCACUUGAGGUUUCAUUAAAACAGGAUUUUUUUUUCUGGCCCUUCUGUCUCUGAUACAUAGAAGUGAAAUUGUAACACUCAUUUUAACAAGCCUUCUUGCAAAUAUCGUUUGACUCAUGUUUGGCAUAAUUAAUGAAUUACCUUGAUAUAUAUUGUGAAUGAAAACUCACAAUUCUCAUAUGUCAGCCACCAGUAUAUCAUGGCAAAAUGAAUGGACUAAAAUUACAGUAGGCCCUAUUACUUUAAAGAAGAAUUUAUUAAGAGGAUCUACUGAAAGUACUGAAAGUACUACUGAUUUAUACAUUAGCAGCUCCUUCAAGUUGACCAAAAUGGUGCUUUUCUUUUUAGGUCAUAUUUAUGUUUAACCCAUCACCAUGUUAACUGUGUAACAUCUCUUGAAUAUUUAAGCAAGAUUGCCAUAUGUACUUCAAAAGCUAUAACACAAAGUAUAAUUGUUUGUAUAUAAUGUAGAUUGCUUAUAGUCCCUAUAUGAAAUGACUAUAUAACUUUUUAUAAUAUCAAGUAGUUUACGGUAGAAGAGCAUUUAAUAUUUUCCAAGACUCAUAUUUUACUCAUAUUUUAUUUUAUGCCUUGCCCCAAUAUCUCUAAGUGCAGGCUAUCCAAACACUUACACAGUGGAGAUCAAUGAAGCUUCUAUAUGAAUUAGCAUAUCCAUAUCCUGCAUUCUGUUGGAUGCUGAUGAGGACUGAGCCCCAGUCAUGAAUCAGUGAGCUGCUAAUGCACUGUAUAGGAAGCACUGUUUAGAUUGAAGUAAGCUCUUAUAAUUAAUAAGGUGCGUGUGCUGUGAGGAACAUAGCCAGAAAGACUCAUUCAGGUUUGUAAAGAAGACAGUAUGACCAAAUCAGAAAGCAAUACUAUUCACUGACUGUGGGAAGUGGCAAUUUGUCUUUGUUUAAAAAAACAAAAACAAAUACAGCUGCUAUGUGCCCAUCAUGUUGAUAAAAAUUACACUGACUUGCCAGUUUAUGACCUAGCUCAACCUAAUGCAGCCUAUAUAACAGCCCUGCAGUAAAUCCCAACUUAAUUUUUUUGUGUUCAUUUCCAAAGGUUGACCCCUGGCCAGAUUAAUCUAGCCAUUAAAAUAUAUCAGGGAGAGUAGCAGGGGCGAAUCUAGAGGGUGUCAAAUGCUAUCAAAUUUGAGACAUUCAUUUAAAUUAAGUUUAAAAAUAUUGUGUUAAAACAAAAAAUAAUCUAAUGAUCUGUUAUAGCCACAUUUUAGACUCAGUGGUGACUCAGUAAUGUGCCAAGUGAUGUAAUGUUUUUGACUUCAAAUAUCUUCAUUUGGGGGCUUUUCCAAGCAAAAAUUGAUUUAUGUGAUUGAUUAAAUCAGCACUUAUUUUUCUCACCCCUUACGCCACCCCAUGACUAUUUCUCUAGAUCCGCCCCUGGAGGGUAGACUUUAAGAUUAGACAUUCCUCUCUGUUUUAUCCAAUACAAUUCAACAGCAGCCCAAACUGCAGCCUCCAAAAUGAGCAUAAAAUCAACACCUCUCUGAAAUAGUUUGAACAAAAACAUUAGUAUGGAGCCAGGAUGGUGACUUUAAAAUUUGGCAUCCAAAAAAAAAUUGGCAUUGAAAAAACCAGUACUGAAAAAGGGAAACAUUGGCAUUGAAACAUUUGUAUUGAAAACUGUUGUAUUGGCAUUGAAACAAGUAUUGGCACUGAAAAAAGAAAGACGGGUUCCUGAAAAGAGACGUACUUCUUCAGUAUGCCAAUAUGCAAAUUAUAUGCAAACCACGCUCUACUUGCCCCUCCCCUGAGACCCCUGCUCUUAACCCCAAAACAGUGACAGAAAGUUGAAACUGAAAAUCAGUGACACUGAAAAAGACCUGUCGUAAAAAAAUCUGUCACUGAAAAAAAAGUGACAUGAAGAAAAAAAUCUGAAGAUUGUCAUUGAAAAUACAAAAAAAUCCCAAUAAAAUAAAAUAAGAUUUUAAGAUUUUAAUUAUUUUAAUUAGUUUCUUUUUUCAGUGCCAAUACUUGUUUCAAUGCCACUACAACUGUUUUCAAUACAGAUGUCUCAAUGCCAAUGUUUCCUUUUUCAGUACUGGUUUUGUUUUCAAUGCCAAUUUUUUUUUGGGAUGCCAAAUUUUAAAGUCACCGUCCUGGCUCCAUACAUUAGAACCUUCAUGAAGGUAGGAUUUAUUCAAGAGCUGUUGUAUCAUACUACAUUCAUUUUAAUAGUUUUAACCUAAUAUAUGUAUUUGUGUCUGAGGCUAUUCAGAGACUGUGCCUAGUUCACUAACACAGUACCAACUCUCUCCUUUCUAAAGUUAUGUACCAAUCUGUGUUCCUUACAUGGCAGUGUUGCUUUGUAGAUCUGCUUUAGAGCUGAAGCUGCACUAUUUGCACUCACCAUGAAUGCACAGACAAAAAAUCUUGAAAACUUUGGUAGAUGCAGUUGUAGAGCAAUGAUUCUCCAGACUGACAAUAUCAUACUGGAGCAGUUAUUGUGUUACAGAAUGUAUGUACUGUGUCUGCAGUAUUGCAGUGGUAUACAAUAGGAAAGGAUUACAGUUAAUGGGGCACUCCACAGAUCAGGGUUAUCUCAGCUUGGGCUUGGAGACUACACAUUUAUGACCACAAAAAAGAAAAAAUUAGAGCGGUGAAGUUUACCAGGCAGGGUAAACAACUACUUUUAAAGGGACAUUGUGUAGUGUUUUAAGUAUUUUAUUAGCUAAAAUCAAUAUCUUCAUUCAUAAAUGUGUCCUCAUUGGUGUAAAAUUACCUCUGCCAAUGAUCUGACUUAUCCUUGUAAGCGAAGAAUUUCUUCUCUGUAUAUACAUUGGACGGGCAAGUCCAUGGAGGCUUCCAUGUUGUUCCACCAUUUUGAAAAACUAUAAUUGCCGAGAGGGACAUAAAGCACUAGUCUACCUGUCUAGCUAAUCCACAACGCGUUUUCGUUCAGAGCCAGCGGCACGUGACUGAAACCAGCUAUAACGGAGAAGGAGAUCAGUGAGAGGCUAUUGUCACUGCCCCGGCACAUUUGAAAGUCUGCACUGCACUUUAGUUCAUAAUGGAGGAUCAUACUUAUGCCGAGCCACAGGAGAAGGAAUCCUCGUCGCCAAAAAAGCGAAAAGGGAAUUAAAAAGGCAACGUGACCGGCAAAUUAAAGAAACGGGGGUAAACAUCGGGGUAGCUUUUCCCAGGUGGAAAGAGCUAAUGAAGGAGAAAGACUUGCAAAGAGACGCUGAAGUUGCCUGCUUUCUCCUCGACAGGUAGGCUUCUUGGUACAUAACGGCUACCGUAGUUGCAAUACGCAUUUGAAAAUGCGAGGCACUAGAGAGCACUAUUCGUUUGAAUGCAAAAUAGUUUCACCGCUAGAUGGGAGAAAUUCCUACACAAUGUCCCUUUAACAAAAAGAUGCUAUCGGUGGGGAAAUGUAGGAUCUCGUGUUUUUAGAUCUUUAUCCAUACUAAAACUCAGAAUAUGUCUGACUCUGCUGCUGCAAUUUGAACAAUUGUUUUUUUAAAUCUGUCUCUUGUAUGUCACCAACCUUUUGACAAUGCAAUGCUAAAUCACUGGAGUGCCCCUUUAAAGGCAUUUAUAGACAAUAGACCCCUGUUUGAACAAAUGUCAAACCUAUUGUUUCUGCUCAUUAUGGUCUACAGCAGGAAAUAAUUUCAUAAUCAAUUUUCAACCUGGGCUGUAGACAGAUGAAUGCACUAUUAACCAGAAAGAAGCAUGUUGUUGCUUA
Molecule: messenger RNA, 8425 nt
Organism: Dicentrarchus labrax (European seabass)
Lineage: Eukaryota; Metazoa; Chordata; Actinopteri; Moronidae
Gene: whrnb
Product: whirlin b
Exons: 12
Coding region: 574-3543 (989 amino acids)
Biological process (GO): sensory perception of sound; auditory receptor cell stereocilium organization
Cellular component (GO): stereocilia ankle link complex; cilium; stereocilium tip
Molecular function (GO): protein binding
Source: RefSeq, a predicted model, not a curated record